AUGUUCAACCUGUCGCUCGCCCUCCGACAAGGCGGCCCGACAACAUUUAAAUCUGAGCAAGCCGGGAGUGACCCACCCCAGUCUCAAUAUGUGCCCCAACGAUACCAGCUCCUGCUUGUUUUUCCAGAGAAUAACAGAUUCGGCCAAGCUGCGCCAUGGAAACUAGGUUUCUUCGACAGCGACCGCAAGAGCAAUCCAAAACGUCAUAUCACCUGUUUGGACCUCAAGCAGUUCGUCAAUAUGAAUGAAGGGGAGGUCAUCGAAACAGGAUACCGUUUUUGUCGUCACCAAGUUUUAGAGAGAUCCUGGGCUUACAUCGACUUGGGUGUAAGCUGUGACCGACAGAACUACCAGAGUCGUCUCAAGUUCUUCUGCGAUGAGUUCAAAGUAAGUGUUGCGACUUUCGGACAAAAAGGGCACCGGGGUGUAAUUCAGAUGGUUUUGACAUCUGCAGACUUCCAUUCGACAUCGUUGUUCUUGAAUCAAAUAGCUGUGGCAGACGUCUGGCAGGUUGAAGAGUUCAUUAUAAAGUACCAAGACCCACAGUUCACACACUUUCGAAGCGCAGAAUACUUUCUUCCCGCAGGAAUAAAGUUCUACAGAGGCCCGUUAUAUCUAUCGAGAAGACAAGUUUAUGGAAAAUACUGGUUCAUGAGCCCUCGGUUUAGUUUCGACAGCGUUGAUGGAAAGUCUCGUAUAUGUGUAUUUCAUCCAGAACAGGAUGCGACUCACUGGGGUAUCGGGUGUGGUAUGAAAGGAGACGAGACGGGUCCUGCGGAGAGCGACCUCAACGAAGAUCAGAAGGAAGAGCAAGAUUUACUCAUUUCAAAUUGGCACGCGCAAUGGAUGGAAGAUAAUCAACGAGGAAUCAGAAACUCCGCAACAAAUUAG
Molecule: messenger RNA, 891 nt
Organism: Cadophora gregata
Lineage: Eukaryota; Fungi; Ascomycota; Leotiomycetes; Helotiales; Ploettnerulaceae
Exons: 5
Coding region: 1-891 (296 amino acids)
Source: RefSeq, a predicted model, not a curated record